AUGGUCUCCCUUGCCACGACUUCCCGCAAACCGGCAAUCCCGGCCACACCCACAGCCCAACGAUCAGCCAUGAUAGCAGCAUCAUCUCCUGCUUCCAUUCUCAAACCAUCCAAGCCCGGUCCAGCAGCCAUCGACACUAAGCGCAAAAUGAGUGAAAUGGACCUCAGCCUUUCCCCAUCCUCCAUGGCCUCGGACGCUGCGGAGGAUGCCCCGCCCACUAGCAAGCGUCCACGCGUCGUCAAAUUCGACGACGAUGUCAAGAUGCACGAUCCCAGCCGCAAUGGUAACCAACCGAGCAUCACAACAGAAAAGAGUUUGCCGGUAGUACGGGAGGAGGUGCGCCGGGCCAUCCACCGACAUGUCUCCGGAUCCGAGAGUGAGGCCUACGACCGUAUCAAGGAGAUUUUCACCGCCGAUCCCAAAAAGCAAGACGAUGAUACCAUGGCUUCUUACGAGCUGCCGACUCCUACCAGCUUGAAGCAUCACCUCAUGGGGCUUUUGGCACACAUUGCCUCCCUGGACCGCUCCUGCAAUGGCUUGGUGAACGCCGUUCUCAACAGCGAAUGGCUCGGCCGCGAUGAUUCCUACGUGAAGCUGUACAUUCGGUUUCUCGGUAACCUGGCGGCGGCGCAGGGCACAUAUCUGAACGCCGUGAUGAAAAUGCUCGCCACCAACCUUAGGAAUAUCCCACGAGGAAGUGGGCGGUUGCCUGGUUAUGCCCCAGUCCCCGUGUCGAACAUGUACGCCCGUGUACACAUGGCGCUGCGCUACGUGGUUCAGCUCAUUCCAGCUGGAAGCGGGGCACUGUCGCCGAUUCUGUCCUUGCAAUUCCCGUUUGACAAUGACCCGGCUAAGGCGAACAUCACUUAUACCCGAAACCUCAUCCAAAUCAUCAACUACGCGCCCGAACUCCAGUCUGAUAUUCUGGCCCUGAUAACUGAAAAACUGGUCAAAAUCGAUGUCCAGAUUCAGGUGGAUAUGGAAGAUUUCGAAGAUGAAGUGGGCGAGGAUCUCCUACACGAUGUCUCGCCCGAUGCUGAUGAUGACGACAAUGCCUCGAUUGCAAGCGACGAGUCGACCGAUGACGAGACCGAGCGAGUAGAGACGAUUAAGGCCAAUAUCCACAAAGUGGAUGGGAUGAUUGAUACGCUUUUUGAGUAUUUUGCUACUCUGUUCUCAUCAGGCAGCUUGGAUGACAAGGAAAACGCACUGGACCUUCUUCUAAGCCACUUUCAGACCAUCAUUCUUCCGACUUACCGGUCGCGGCACUCACAAUUCCUUCUCUUCCACUUCUCUCAGUCGUCACCGGUACUCGUGGACCGCUUUGCCUCGACCUGCGUGCAACUCAUCUUUAACAAGCUGCAACCCGGCAUACUCCGCCAGUCUGCUGCCGCCUAUCUGGCUAGCUUUGUCGCGCGCGGUGCCCAUAUUUCGGGCGAGGUGGUUCGUGACGUCUUUGACUUGCUGAUCGCGCAUCUGAACAACCUGCGAAUGGACUACGAAGGCGGCUGCCGUGGACCGGAUCUCCGUCGCUUCGGGCCGUUCUACUCCACCGCACAGGCCAUCUUGUACAUAUUCUGUUUCCGCUGGCGCGACCUGACGACCGCCGCCAUCGAGGGCGACAGCGCAGAUCAAGUCGAAGAGCUUGAGCCGGGGCAGAUAACUUUCUCGCCGACUGUCAAGGAAGUCCUACACAAGGCCAUCUACUCGCGCCUGAACCCACUCAAGGUGUGCUCGCCCGCCAUCGUCGCCGAGUUCGCGCGCAUUGCCCACCACUUCCAGUUCCUCUAUGUCUACCCCCUUCUGGAAACCAACAAGCGCAUUCGUAUCUCCGCUUUUCGAAGCAUCUCCACCCUCACUGACCCGCGAUUCAGCCAAGUUGAGCGCGAAAUCCGUGCCGGUGGCGAUCUCGGUUACCAACUUGAUGCCUACUUCCCCUUCGAUCCGUACCAGCUUCCCCGCAGCCGCCGCUGGCUUGAAGGCGACUAUGUCGAGUGGCGUGGCAUCCCAGGUCUCGAUGAAGAUGACUCAGACAGCGGGGCGGACGACGAUGAGGAUGAGGAUGGCUAUGAUGCCACCGAGACCGACGAGGAGUGA
Molecule: messenger RNA, 2097 nt
Organism: Penicillium alfredii
Lineage: Eukaryota; Fungi; Ascomycota; Eurotiomycetes; Eurotiales; Aspergillaceae
Product: rDNA-binding RNA polymerase I transcriptional factor
Exons: 1
Coding region: 1-2097 (698 amino acids)
Biological process (GO): transcription initiation at RNA polymerase I promoter
Cellular component (GO): nucleus
Molecular function (GO): RNA polymerase I core binding; RNA polymerase I general transcription initiation factor activity
Source: RefSeq, a predicted model, not a curated record